Molecule: messenger RNA, 3249 nt
Organism: Mercurialis annua (annual mercury)
Lineage: Eukaryota; Viridiplantae; Streptophyta; Magnoliopsida; Malpighiales; Euphorbiaceae
Exons: 14
Coding region: 125-2956 (943 amino acids)
Biological process (GO): maturation of SSU-rRNA
Cellular component (GO): nucleolus; small-subunit processome; Noc4p-Nop14p complex
Source: RefSeq, a predicted model, not a curated record
CAUACCAAUAUUUAACCAGUAAGUCCAUCGUCAACAACUCGAUAAAGAAAGAAAGAAAACCCUAGCUAAACCCUAACUGCAAAAACUCACACUGGUGCUCGCUAACCAUCUCUCUUCUAUCACAAUGGCGAAAUCUGAAUCAAAAUCCAAGAAGAAAAACAACAAAAAGAAGAGCCAACGGUCAGUUUCAAUGAAGCUCACAGCGGCAGCAACAAAACAGAAUAAUAAUAAUCCGUUCGAGUCUUUAUGGUCUCGUCGCAAAUUCGAUGUUCUCGGCAAGAAAAAAAGCAAAGGCGAAGAGCGUCGAAUAGGCCUUACACGUUCUCUCGCUCUUGAUAAGAGAAAUAAGACGCUGUUAAAGGAGUAUGAGCAAAGCGGAAAGUCGUCGGUUUUUGUGGAUAAGCGAAUUGGAGAGAAGAACGAUGAGUUAGGUGAAUUUGACAAAGGUAUUAUGCGGUCCCAGCGUGAGCGUCAGAUAAAAUUAAGCAAGAAGAGCAAGUAUAACUUAUCAGAUGGAGAAGAAGAUGAUUUCGAAAUUCCAAAUCUUGGCCCUCUUUCAGAGCAUGAUGAUUUUGGGGAUGAAAUGCUGUCUGAUGAUGAUAAAGAUGCUGCAGAUGAAACACAGAGGAAUUCUGCCACCUUAAAGCAUCUUGAUGCUCAUGUGGCCGAAGAGGGUACGACAGUUGAAGGAGAGGAAAAGAGGCACAAAACCAAGAAAGAAGUGAUGGAGGAGGUCAUUUUGAAGAGCAAGUUUUACAAGGCUCAAAAAGCGAAAGAUAAAGAAGAAAAUGAACAGUUGAUGGAAGACUUAGAUAAAAAUUUCACAUCUUUAGUGCAAUCUCGAGUCCUGUUAUCUUUAACUGAACCAGGCAAGAUGAAAGCCCUGAAGGCUCUUGUAAAUAAGGACAUUCCAGAUGAUCACAUUAAGAAGGUUGAUGUGUUAAGUUCUCAAACUCCAGAAGCUCUUGAGCAGGAUAACAAACCUGAUUCUUAUGAUAAAUUAGUAAAAGCAAUGAUACUGGAUAUGCGAGCUCACCCUUCAGACAGGACGAAGACACCAGAGGAGAUUGCCCAGGAGGAGAGAGAGCGGCUGGAGCAUUUAGAGGAAGAGCGUCAGAAACGAAUGCUUGUGAAUAAUGACUCUAGUGAUGAAGACAAUGAUGAUGCUGACAAGCAAUCAACCCAGAAGAUAAGAUCAUUAUCUGGAGAUGAUCUGGGUGAUUCCUUUUCUCUUCAGGAAGAGCAUAAGGCCAAAAAGGGUUGGGUUGAUAAGAUUCUUGAAAGUAGGGAUGAUGACGACUCUGAGAACGAAGAUGAUAAUCCUUCAGAAGAUUCGGAAAGUGUUGAAGAUGGUGACAAUAGUGAAGGAUCUGAUGAUGGUGAUAGUGGUGAAGAUAAUGUUGAACAUGCUAAGACUCUAUCUUUGAAGGACUGGGAACAAAGUGAUGAUGAUAAUCUUGACUUAGAUUUGGAAGAGGAUGAAGAAGAGGAUGACAAGUUUGAUGAAAGUGAAAGAAUAGAUUCCAGAGACCACAAAAGGUCAAAGAAGAAUAAUGAAUUUGAAAUUAGGGAAGAAAAUGGAGUAUCUUUAACUGCAAAGAAAAUAAAGCAGCACUCAAAAGAACCAGAUAUUCCAUUUUUAAUUGAAGCCCCAAAGAGCUUUGAAGAAUUAUGUGCACUAUUGAAUAAUUGUUCUAAUGCAAAUGUUAUCAUCAUAAUCAAUCGCAUUCGGGCAAGCAAUGCGAUAAAACUGGCAGCAGAAAAUCGGAAGAAAAUGCAAGUGUUUUAUGGUGUUUUAUUACAGUAUUUUGCUGUAUUAGCAAAUACGAAGCCCUUGAACUUUGAGUUGUUGAAUUUGCUGGUGAAGCCAUUGAUAGAAAUGAGCAUGGAGAUUCCAUACUUUUCAGCAAUAUGUGCUCGUCAGCGAAUCUUGCGAACCCGAACACAAUUUUGUGAAUCUAUUAAGAGCCCAGAGAAUAGUUGCUGGCCUUCCAUGAAAACAUUGUCUCUCUUGAGGUUUUGGUCUAUGAUUUUUCCGUGCUCCGACUUUCGACAUGUUGUCAUGACACCGGCACUGUUGUUGAUAUCUGAAUAUCUCAUGCGUUGCCCCAUCUUGUCUGGGCGAGACAUUGCAGUUGGAUCUUUUCUAUGUUCUAUGCUUCUCUCAGUGACAAAACAAUCUAAGAAGUUCUGUCCUGAAGCCAUUAUAUUUUUCCAGACUCUUCUGAUGGCUGCUACUGAAAAAAAGUCAGCCGCUUAUCAGGAUUCUCAGUUUCAUCGUUUUGUGGAACAAAAAUCAAUGGGGCCCUUGCUGUGUAUGCGCCAUUGUGUAAAUGAGAUUAGCCCUCUGAAUUUCUUCAUGAUAAUGGACAUGCCAGAAGACUCUUCCUAUUUCAGCUCUGAUAAUUUCAGGGCUAGUGUGCUGAUUACUGUGAUAGAAACGCUGCGAGGAUAUGUAGAGACUUAUGAAGGAUUGAGUUCCUUUCCUGAAAUUUUCUUGCCAAUUUCAACAUUGUUGCUAGAAGUGGCAAAACAUGAAAACUUGCCAGCAUCAUUGCAAGAAAAAUUUAAUGAUGUGUCUCAACUUAUUACGAAGAAAGCUAAUGAACAUCAUAUGCUGCGGCGUCCACUUCAAAUGCGGAAGAAGAAACCAGUGCCUAUCAGACUACUUAAUCCAAAAUUCGAGGACAACUUUGUUAAGGGUAGAGACUAUGAUCCUGAUCGUCAACUGGCGGAGACAAGAAAGUUAAAGAAACUUUUGAAAAGAGAAGCGAAAGGAGCAGCUCGUGAACUGCGGAAGGACAAUUAUUUCUUAAUGGAAGUGAAGGAGAAAGAAAAAGCACAAGCGUAUGCAGAAAGAUCAGAAAAAUACGGGAAGGCGAGAGCUUUCCUCCAGGAACAGGAAAGUGCUUUCAAAUCUGGACAGCUUGGAAAAAAUAGCAAGAGAAGAAGAUGAAACUAGUUAUUCCGAUUUCCUUGUCCGAGCUACUUGGAUGUCUCCGAUGUCUUUUCGCAUAAUCCGGAAGGUAAACAUGCUUUCCAGAUCCUCUUUUUGUUCUUCCAAAAGAGGUCAUGCACUGAUUUAUAGAUAAAUACAUUGGUUUAUUUAUGAGAGUUGUAGAAUUGAGGCUUGCUACUUUGCUAUGUAUUUUAUCAUUUUGGUGCAAGGUAGUAAUAACUUAGAGCCAUGUAAAAUUAUCCAUGUGCAAUAUUUUUUGGUUAUCAUUUAAAUUCUUCAUUAUUUACGUA